Messenger RNA from Odobenus rosmarus divergens (Pacific walrus), 933 nucleotides. RefSeq names its product leucine rich repeat containing 25 (gene LRRC25). Gene Ontology annotation, molecular function: protein binding. The coding region runs from base 10 to 933 and encodes 307 amino acids. The transcript has 2 exons. Lineage: Eukaryota; Metazoa; Chordata; Mammalia; Carnivora; Odobenidae. The record is from RefSeq and is a predicted model, not a curated record.
GUUGCUUGAAUGGGGGGCUCCCUGGCGUGGAUGCUGUUGUUGCCGCUGCUGCUGCAGGAUCCAGGCAGCCAAGUCUUUUCCUGCAACGUGUCCUCCGGGAUUGUGGACUGGAACACAGAGUUCACAGACAUAUGCCUGAAUUUCAGUGGCCAAGGCCUCAGACUGCCCCAGAACCAGUCUCUGCAGGCCGGGAACCUGCUGUACCUUAACCUGUCUGGGAAUAGUCUUCGAGAGCUACCAUUGUCCUUCUUUAAACUCCUGGGAAAGCUGGAGGACCUAGAUGUGACAAACAACCCACUGACCCAGGUGGCCAGGGAGUUGGCCGUGAGCUGUAAACUUGACCUGAAGGCUGACUGCAACUGUGUCCUGGAAUCCUGGCACCAGGUCCGAGAGAACAACUGCUCUGGCCAGCCACCUCUCAAGUGCCGAGACAGAGCUACCGGUGCCUGGCACAAUGUCUCUGCCUUCCUGGAGGCUGGCUGCUCCCGUGGCCUGUCCUUGAUGACCAUCGGGACACUGGUGGCCAGUGGAAGCCUGCUCCUGGGGCUCACCAUUGCUGGCCUAGUGCUGGCCUGGAGACUCCGGGCACGCCGGAGGGUCAGUAACCGGGACCUGGACAAAACAGGGGCUGCUCAGGAUGGUUCUUGGUCUGGCUCUGGCAAGCAGCCAAGAUACAGUAGCCAGGGCCUCAGCCCUAAGCCCCCAGCAGCUGCCGUGCCCAGACCCUCCACCCCCGACUAUGAGAAUGUGUUCGUGGGCCAGCCAGCUGCCGGGCACCAGUGGGCCGAACAUGGGGCCCACCCAUCAGAGGACAACGACUUCUACAUGAACUACGAGGGCCCCAACCAUGCCUCCCAGCCUGUCUACUGCAACCUGCGGUCGAUGCACCAGACCCCACUUGACGAAGAGGAGUACGUGAUCCCCGGGCGCUGA